AUGGGGCUCCGUGGUACAGCCCUACAAGUUGGUGCGACUGUGGACCGGCCAAUUGUGCAUACACUUCGCUGCCUGCAUCAACCAUUCAACCUGCGAGUACGUCCGCCGCGCCAACGAAUAUCCCAGGCCAAGGCGGUAUUCCGGCCUGUUGCGGUUGCUUCAAGCAAGGAAACAUCAGCAUACUGUAACUGCGGUGGUAUACUGGCUCCAACCCUCAAUCCCACCGCUUCUGGGCUGCUAAACUGUGCCUACACGGCUCUGCCAACUCAUUCCUACGACCCGGGGCGGACGCCGCCAUCUGCUACGCCAGCCCGCUCAUAUGCACCUGGAAAGUGCAAGGUGCAUAUCGUGCAAGCCCUCGGACAACAAUUUAGAGAUCCUGAAGUCGUGCUCGGCAUUAAUAUCACUGACGCGCAUGGCACCACUAUUGGUAAUAACAAGGGCUCCGUUAAGUGGGGUCAAACACUCAAUACAGACAGUCUACUCCCAUGGGUCCUCAUAGUGACUCCGCAGAGUGGUAUUAGUAGCAAGAGAGGAACAUCUGGGGCAUUCCUUCGAAAGAGGGCGGGGGGUCCUAUUCACUCUAAUCGGCUGUUGUUCGAGAGCGGCCCGGUUUAUUUUGCGUAUGCUUCGCAAACGUGGGAUACCACCUCUUCACAAUGCUCGGUGGGAGACUGGAAUAACGGCAACGCGAACGACUUCUUUGAAUCCCUGAUUUUCGGUGAAGACUUUUUGCCUAAUCGCCAAAUCGAUUGCUUAUUUGACUGCCCGGCUCCAGAUAAUAGUGAGAAACGGGAUAUGGUUGAGCAUCAUGACAAAGGAUGGAAGCAAGACUUGAAAAGUCCUUCGCCGACUAUCGGCAACGACCCGUCACCUAGUGUUGAGCAACUCUAUGAGAUACGAGAUCUGAAUCCCCAAGCAAGCCAUGGCGCAGCGUGGGUCAAGUACGCCCCAAGUGGAGCACGAUAUUUCAAAGAGUGGCAAGAAAAGACAGGCAAUGACAUAGUUUACUCAUGCGAUUUCGACGAUUUCUUCAAUGUCGUAGCCUUGAACCGAGCACAGCCAGCGAGCGGUAUCCGAGGCAUCCUCCAAGAAGCAGGAUACGGCACUGGCCGGGAGUAUCUCGCUGUCUCUAUCGAAGGCCCCAAGGACAACCCCAUCGCUGACUUUACCAACACCAUCAGCGCCACCCAGGGCGUCUUUCUGGCCAACACGAACGACCGCGGCAGCCCACCUGUGGCCUGGCAGUUUUCAGCGGUUGCCUGGGAAUUGUGGAAAAGAACCGUGCUGACAGAGAACCCGGAAUGGAAAAAUGACAUGUCAAAAGCAGACUACUCAGGCAUCACGUCUUUCUGGCGCCGGGAGAUCGACAAUGAGGACACCCAGUCCAUCCUCCACGACGCUUUCAAUGACCUGGAUAUCAAUUCCAUCCAGACGUGGUACCCGGCCGAUACUAAUCAAGAUACCAACCCUUUCUGGGCGCUGCUGGGGAGCCCUAAUGGCAAUGGAAUCCAGCACUUCUUGACGGAUAACAAGGUGGAGCUAAAGGGUAAGAGAGUAAUCAGUAUCAGUGCGGUGAUGAGAAGUAGUGGGUAUUAUACCAUGUGGGCGACCUUUGGAUGA
Messenger RNA from Penicillium brasilianum, 1623 nucleotides. The record is from the annotation of a GenBank genome assembly. Lineage: Eukaryota; Fungi; Ascomycota; Eurotiomycetes; Eurotiales; Aspergillaceae.